AUGGCCAAAGAGUCUAGAAAAACCUACAACUACCUCACUGCGGAGCGCCUCGUGCCUGUAAAAACCGUCAGGUUGCCUAGGGAUGUCCUCCGGCUACGCGACGACAAAACCAUCACGAUACGCAGAGAUUACAAGCAAAAACUCCUACAGGACAUCGAUGCAAAAGUUCACUACCUGAAUCCAGAAAUUAAAAAGUUUGUAUUUUUCACUCCUAUUCGGAAUCGAGAGAACAUCAAGCGCCUGUUCCGGGGAAACCGCGCUUUCCCACCGCGCACCUUCACUCGGAUUUACUUGGAUAUACUGAAAAAGAUAACGAGUGGUGCCCGUCGCGAUGAGCUGAUCAAGUUGAUGCAGGAGGCCGGGAUCUCACCACUUCCAUCAGAUGAUGUGUGGCGUCGCUAUACCGAUCCCAAAACUGGCGAUAUUAGCAUUGGUUUGCGUUACUCUUCAUAUAUGGAGCGGUAUUUAGUACGUAUAUGUGAAAAGUUCGACCCCGGCUGUAUGCCCAAUGCCAGAAGGAUGUCCCCAAUUCAGGCUUAUAUACUUGCAAAUUUUUCAGAUUCCUCGAAAGUUCCGUCUCUUGAGCAGUGGGGAAACAACCUUGGAGCCAUUAAGGAAGAGGAACUUAUUCUUAGCGCUCGUACGAUGGAUCCCUUGUCCAUUGUAAUGGAGCAGGCCUCUCAUGAGAUCAAAUCUUACGGGAGGGAGCAAAUAGAGCCAGUAGUCUCGAGUAUGACUUUGGAAGAGCAGGAACACAUGCUUCGAGACGUCGCUGAACGUGGAAAGGAGCUCUACGAGAAGAUGUGUAGACAUUUAUUAUUUGCAGCUCAAGUAUUGCUGGCGGUGAACUCGCUUCCAGAGAUCAAAGCAAUCCAAAAGCCAUCUCAGGUGUUUUUUUUCGAAAAACGGUUACUUCAUGUGAUGAAGCAAAAUGGUUCGUGGUUCCCUGACAUAACCAAGGAAUUCCAGGAAUACAAGAUGCUCUCGCCCGAAGAGCAAAAACGGUACUAUUGUUUUAACUCACGCAUAGGGAGGCGUACCCAAAGCGGUUUACAGCUGUACGUUCGCUACUGCACCCGCGACUACGGCAUUGGACGCUCAGAAGCGGCUCACCGUUUUUUCUACCUCUCCGACCUCCAGCAUGCGGCGUUAAACUUCCCAUUCUACUACCCUAUUACCCCUGGAAACGCUAGUGUCAUGGCUUUUCGCAAGUUUUACAUAGAUAUGUGUAUUCGGUAUGGAUUUUCUCAUAAACUUAACCAUAACUCUCUGGGAAACCGCCUCCUUGAGGGCGCCAUGCGAAAGAAAUGGAAACUGCUUGAUCCAUCGGAGAGGAAGAAGUACUAUGAACCAGAUGUCGUAGGACCAACAUUUCCACUGCAGCCGUUAUCCUUGGAUGGGCUGAACGGGGCCGUGUCGUCUGAGGCGGGUUCCAGGGAACCCGAAGUGUCUCCUCAAGAUGCCGGGAUGAUUUCCUCGGAGGGGUCUGCCGAUACGAUGGAUGCGAUGAAAUCCAUUCUAUCCUCUAAGGAUCACCCUCCCCCACCUUUAACAGAAGAAUCACAGGAAGGGUCUCAUCCAUCGCGUCCAGCUGUUUGGAUUGAGGAGAAUAGGCAGCACCAGGCAUCAGAUUCCUCUUUCUCCGUGCGCGUAGGCAGACAAAAAGCGGAUACUCCGCAGAAGGUUAAGACGACGGAAGUUAGCAUUCCCGUAUCGGAUCCAUAUGGAAUUGGUGAAAAACACGCAAGGGUAUCGGUAAUGGUUGUGUAA
This is a messenger RNA of Phytomonas sp. EM1, 1770 nucleotides long. The record is from the annotation of a GenBank genome assembly. Lineage: Eukaryota; Euglenozoa; Kinetoplastea; Trypanosomatida; Trypanosomatidae.